This is a messenger RNA of Ichthyophthirius multifiliis, 633 nucleotides long. Its product is annotated as synaptobrevin family protein, putative. The transcript has 3 exons. The record is from RefSeq and is a predicted model, not a curated record. Lineage: Eukaryota; Ciliophora; Oligohymenophorea; Hymenostomatida.
AUGUCUAUAAUAUAUGCAAUUAUAGCAAGAGGAAAAGAUACAACUUUAAUAGAAUACACAACAGCUUCCGGUUCUUUUCCACAAAUUUCUAGAGAUUUAGUCAAAAAUAUUCAAAAAGAUACUAAAAUGACUAUAGCAUAUAAUGAUAAAUACUAUUUCCAUUAUAUAAACGAGAAUAAUUUUACCUAUAUGUGUUUAACAGAAAGUACUUUUUCUAAAAGAAAUGCAUUCGGAUUUUUAUAUGAAUUAUAAGAAAAAUUUUGUGAUACAUUUACUUAUGAUUAAAGGACUGUGGCAAUAAAUUAUUCAUUAAAUAAUUAAUUUGCGGAUAUAAUUAAAAAAUUAAUGAAUUAGUAUAGUUCUGAUUUAGAAAAUGAUAAAAUUUCAAAAUUAAAGAAUAGUGUAAAUGAAAUAAAAAGCAUAAUAGUAGAAAAUGUAGACAAACUAAUUGACAGAUAAAAUAGAAUUGAAUUACUUGUAAGAACAACUUCGUAAAUGAAUAUUACAGCUACAAAUAUUAAAUAAUAAGCUUGUUAAUUAAGAAGAGAAACUUAUUGGAAAACUAUGAAAGUAAAAAUUAUGAUUGGUGCAGCAGCAAUUGUCGGAACAAUAGGAUUUUUCACAUUAAUUUGA